GGCCUCUUCGCAGCUUAAAAAAUGCGAAGCCCGCCGCCUCGACGAAGGUCCCUUUCUUGGAAGGGAAAGCAUAGUGGCAUAUUCGGCCGUACCUUGGGCGCAGUGCGACAUUUACAUGCUGCACGGCCUUACAGACCAUUUUUUGCUCUUCCAAAUUCUUCAAUUCGGUAUCGUGCUUCCCGAGGUGCAGUUUAUCCCAGACUUUACACUCAUAUGCUGGAUGGAUCAAAGUGCAUCUUCCCGAUGAAGCACAUGCAUCCCUCCCAGCGACAGGAUUUAUAACCGGCCUCCUUCCCAGAAUGUACGACUCCCGGGGGGUGGCAAGCUCACCAAUCCAUCAUCUUGGACUCCAUGCAGAAGAGUCUAGGGACGACCCACACGCAACGACUUGCAGUCUGAGGUGCAGUGCGCGCCGCUCCAAUCUUCAUCAGCCCAAGGCCGCGAUGGCGGAACAAGACCAGGAUGACCGCCAGCCAGAUCAACGCCCGCCAGCAUAUACCGGACCGUUCCUAUUUGUGAACAAGAACGCCACAAAUCUUAGGUCCCGCCAGCGAGAAGAGGUGUUUGCCGUGCGAAGCCAUGCCAUGCAGAUUGCCAGGCGAUCGAGAAAGCCGUCGAACCGGCCCAAAUCGUCGGAGCGGGAAAGCCAGGCUCAAUCAGAGUCGACGGUAAUACCUGCAAGUCCGAUGGCCCAGACAGGCGGUCCCAGUCCGACAGCCGAGCCCAUUCCAUCCAUCCAAAACAUCCUAGAGCAGCAGGCUAGAGGAGUCCUCCAAUACCAACAAAGGCAGUCGCAGAGACGCCAGCCAGACCAACCCCGAAGCCAGUCAGUGACGCAUGAAUUCCCAGCCUUGUCCCCAAGAUCCUCAACUCUCCCCCUGUCGACCUCCAACCUUCUCCCCGCUGAGUAUGCCGCCUCUUUAGCACACCUUAGCAGCACAGCCGCGUCGCCCGUGAUCCUGAUCCCAAGCAGCGGCGCUUCAGACCCCAGUGUAGCCGGACCGUUGUCUCCCGACACCUUUUUCAACUCGGUCCUGCAGUUUUGGCGACUGUGCUACAUGUCCAACUUUUGGCCUGCUCACAUCUACUUCAAUCCUUCGCACAGAGCAGUCCAAUUCACCGAUGGCUGGAUUCGGACCAUGGUCAUCAACAAUCCGGCCAUGCUGCACGGCCUUUUCUCGGGCGCCCUCAGCUACAUCACAAAUUAUCUUCCUCCGACAGACAAUACUCCGAUGCUGUGGGCCAGGGCCAUUCAUCAUUAUGGGAAAUGUCUCGAGGAAACCCGGGCUCAGCUCGCCCGGCCAGGUAUUGGCACUGAAGAAGCAUUGAGUCUGAUCCAUGGAAUGACGACGUUCAGUUUCCACUGCCACGAUCUGGAGAGCUGUCAGGUCCACCGUGCCGCCUCAAUGCGGCUUCUUCAAAGCCUCGAAAGAGGUCUCGAAGCGCUGCACCCGGUGCUGAAAUAUCUUCUGAUACUCUGCGACUCGCUCACAGCAAGCCACGUUCCAAGACGUCCGUCGAUGGACAUUGAGUCAUGGGCACCUAAGCCAUGGGCAGAAGAGCCAUCUUUGCGACCGCUUGAUCAUUUGUUCAGCUUCGACUCUCAUGUAUACGAGGAGACGGACAAUGCCAUAUUCCUCCUUGCCGACCACGGCGAGGACAACGACGGCACUCGGAAUCUGUUGGAAUUGAUCAACUGGCAUCGCGAAGCGUUGGCAGCAAAUGAACUAGCAUUCGCACUUGCAGACACGUCGGGCUCUCCAACCAUCUCCGACGAGGGUGGCCUGGACCGAGCCGACCUGAUAUACACAUGGCUGUCGCUACGUCAGUACGCCUUGAGCUGUCUCUCGACCCACAUGUAUAUGGACCUUCUCGAGUCGGAGGACCAUGAACAGUCGCUGUUGGCACAGAUGCUCCGUGUUUUCCACGCUAGCAUUGUGCUUGCCACCAGCUACAUGUUUCAGUUUGUCAUGCGGUACGGCAUGAAUGCUCCAAGCAUGGCAUACAUACCAUACCAUCACCUGCGCACAAGGUUGGACUUGCUCAUGGCGCUCAUGAGCCAGUAUAGACGCAUACAAGCGUCAGGCGCGGGGAAGAGCCGUAGUGGAAGAGGGCCAACUAACCCAGUUCCAACAGACGCCCUUCUUUUCCUCUUCUUCGCUGGCGCUGUCGUCGAGGAAUCUGACGGCCCAAAUCGAGUCCAAACCCCACACCACAUCACAAGGCCAGGCGUGAUCCCUUCGCCUUCAGUCGAGCAUCCAGGGGAUAUCAUCAAUGAGCGUUGGUUUAGCGUGCAUUUCGCGAUGGUGCUGCAAAGAUUGAACAUUGAAGCGUGGGAAAAUGUCAGACGAGUUCUGAAGAGGUUUGUCUACGCUGAGAGAGUUCUGGAUCGAUUUUUGCAGGUCCUUGUGACCAGGAAGCUCGAGUUUUUGGCGGCUCUGGUUGUGGGAGUGCCAGAUCAUGUUCCUGCCGGCGGUGUUGGCUUUUUUGGAGAACCGGGAGUGGCAGGGCCAACCAGGCAGGGGACAAGUUCUUCUUCGCAACGACGACGACGACCAUCUCGUCAGUCAUCCUUUCAGAUGCCCGCGCAACACCAAGCACCGCUUCAGCCAGCGGGAACAUCGGUACCGACGACAUUGCCUCUAUCACCGUCGAGUCCCAACCUCGAUGAUGGUCUUGAUUCCUUGCCCUUAUUUGGUCCUACACCAGUCUCCCUCUCGGCCACCGUGCCUAACACUGCGGCUGACUGGUGGCAAGACAUGGGGUACGAAAUGGGGGUCCAAGAAGACUUUUCAAUGGAUCUGGAUAUGCAGUUGAGUAUGGGAACGGGGUUGGACACGCUUUCUGAUAUGCAGAUGCACGGUGAGGAUCUGGGCGGGCACGAAGAAAUGCCGGAUGAGGAAAGGCACGAGCAAGGCUGAGGCGAGGAGGAAGCUGCACGGCCGGCUCUGAGCCAGAACGAGACGCAGUCCCUAAAGCUCUUCGUCCCGAUUCAGGAUUGAGGGACCGGAAACGGUCAGAGGAGGAAGGCUGGUUUUCCGAUUAGGCUUGGGUUUUGUGUGCUGACGCGCGGUGGAUUAUUCGAGGCACGUACCAGGCACAGUCGAUGGCGUUCGUCGUCCACGCUGCUGGGGACCGGAGCCCUCACAGGUACGCAGGUCUCGUACUGUAUUUCGCAUCAAUCGAAUCAUUGCUAUGGCUCUCAUGGUGGCUGUUGAAGAAUUGAGGCGGCCAUGGGGAUCACGUGCAAGGCUUGGUCAUGUGAUCGGUGGGUUUUGCAAAUGACCUUUGAGUUCGGCCACUUUAUCCCACCAACUGCGCCGUUAAUCAUCUCUUUUCAUCGUUUUCGAGACAGG
Messenger RNA from Cladophialophora immunda, 3356 nucleotides. RefSeq lists its product as uncharacterized. The coding region runs from base 300 to 2921 and encodes 873 amino acids. The transcript has a single exon. The record is from RefSeq and is a predicted model, not a curated record. NCBI's taxonomy places the organism in Eukaryota, Fungi, Ascomycota, Eurotiomycetes, Chaetothyriales, Herpotrichiellaceae.